GAAGAAGAAGAAGACGAAGAAGAAGAAGCUGUCAGCCGGGUCAGGGGGAAGCUGUGACGCUCGGCGGGAAGUUUGGUCCCGGGACAGUUUGGCGACACUUCACACGACCGGAGAGAUUUCACGGGCUCUGGAAGUGGCGGUUGGCAGAAUCUGGUGUCCCCUCGAAGUCGUCCUCGCCUCUGUCCACAAAAUGCCCGCCACUGCAGACAUCCACACGGAGGAGCUGCACGCGGAGCGUCCGGCCGCGGACAACAAGACGUUCGGUGUCCUCUGCGACGAGCGCGGGUAUCUGGAUCAGAUCGAGUACAUCAUGCUGCACGGCCGCGGGAAGGGCGACCGAACCGGGACCGGAGUCCUGUCUGUGUUCGGUGCUCAGGCUAGAUACAGUCUGCGAGACCAGUUUCCCUUGCUGACGACCAAGAGAGUGUUCUGGAAAGGGAUCCUCGAAGAGUUGUUGUGGUUUGUUAAGGGGUCAACAAAUGCCAAGGAGCUCUCUGCCAAAGGGGUGAAGAUUUGGGAAGCCAACGGGUCUCGGCAGUUCCUGGACAAUCUUGGGUUCACAGACCGAGAAGAGGGCGACCUGGGACCUGUGUAUGGUUUCCAGUGGAGGCACUAUGGUGCAGAAUACACAGACAUGCAUGCAGAUUACACAGGCCAAGGUGUUGACCAGCUGCAGAAAGUCAUUGACACCAUCAAAAAGAAUCCAGAAGACAGACGGAUCAUCAUGUGCGCAUGGAACCCCAAAGACAUGCCCCACAUGGCUUUGCCACCCUGCCACGCCCUCUGCCAGUUCUACGUGUGUGAUGGCGAGCUGUCGUGUCAGCUGUACCAGCGCUCGGGUGAUAUGGGUCUGGGAGUCCCUUUCAAUAUCGCCAGCUACGCACUUCUUACCUACAUGAUCGCCCACAUCACAGGACUCAAGGUAAGAGCGGUGUUCUCACAUCAAACCUCUCAUUUAACGCUCUUGUUACCUCAGUCGUCAUGUGUUUUUUUCCCGUCCCUUCAGCCCGGUGACUUUGUUCACACCCUGGGAGAUGCCCACAUCUACGUCAAUCACAUUGAACCUCUCAAAGUACAGCUCCAGAGAGAGAUACGUCCCUUCCCCAAGCUCAAGAUCCUGAGAAACGUGGAGAAAAUUGAUGAUUUCUGUGCAGAGGACUUUGAGAUUACUGACUACAACCCCCAUCCCACCAUCAAGAUGCAGAUGGCUGUGUAACAAUCGCAAACUAAAGACAAUUAAGGAUGAAUAUGGUUCAUGUUUAAGGGUAAAGGGCUUUGGAAAACUAGUUAUCACACUGUUGUAUAUUUAUGUCUGAUUGAUGUUCUUUUUUAUUACAAAGAUCAUACAACAAAAUCAUUAGAAGAGUUUAUCUAAUUCACCAAAAAACUAAGUGGGUAUUUUCCUGUGUUGUACUAAACCUUUAUACUACAUUAAGUUCUUUCACUUGUUUUAACAAAUCUACACUUGGGUUUCUGUAGCUGAACUGUCCCGAAUGCCUCCAAAAUGUUUCAAUAAGCUUUUGAUUCAUGUAUUUCUGUAAAAAAAAAGAUGAUACAUGUGGUGUCAGCUUCUGUUCUGAAAUGUCACUGAUGUGUACCAGGAAACAUGGAGCAAUUAAGCUGUUCACAAAGUGUAAAAUUGAAAUUGUGCUGUAAAAAAAAAAAAGACAAAACGAGCUGGCUGUGUUUAGUUGAUGUAACUCGGAUGAGUCUAAUAAAGCCUUCGGUGACGUGUUCAA
This is a messenger RNA of Scophthalmus maximus (turbot), 1739 nucleotides long. It is a transcript of the gene tyms, whose product is annotated as thymidylate synthetase. The transcript has 7 exons. Gene Ontology annotation, cellular component: mitochondrion; cytosol. Gene Ontology annotation, molecular function: thymidylate synthase activity. Gene Ontology annotation, biological process: dTMP biosynthetic process. The record is from RefSeq and is a predicted model, not a curated record. Lineage: Eukaryota; Metazoa; Chordata; Actinopteri; Pleuronectiformes; Scophthalmidae. Bases 191 to 1216 code for a protein of 341 amino acids.